GCAGUCGGGAAAGGUACGGGGAACGGUUAACCAACCGCAGCUCCUGCGGGCCAAAUCGGUCCGCUUUGGACGCUGACGCCGCCGCCGCCGCCGCCGCCGCCAUCGCCAUGCAGAAAUCCGACGUGGGCAACAAGGAGUCCGGCAAGAUCUGGCUCCGGAAGCCCUGCCCGGCAACGCGGGACGGACUCAUAGUGAACAUUGUUCACACUGCUGCAGAGUAUCAGCCGAAGUCCCUCAGGUUUUUGAAUGUGGCUUUUGAUUCUACAGGAGAUGCCUUCAUUGCUGGAGACCACCAAGGAAAUAUAUAUGUUUUUGACCUAAAUGGAAACAGGUUUACCCUUGUACAACGAACAAAUCAAGCUUCUACAGCUCUGGCUUUUAAUCUUCACAGGAAGUCUGAAUUUCUUGUGGCUUUGGCAGAUUAUUCCAUUAAGUGUUUUGAUACAGUCACUAAAGAGCUGGUUAGCUGGAUGAGUGGACAUGAAUCUUCAAUAUUUUCCAUCUCUGUCCAUGCAUCGGGGAGGUAUGCCAUCACCACAUCUUCUGAUACGGCCCAGCUCUGGGACUUGGAUACUUUUCAGAGAAAAAGAAAGCUGAAUAUUAGCCAGUCUGUGGGCAUACAAAAGGUGUUCUUUCUUCCAUUCAGCAAUAUCAUCCUUAGCUGUUUUAAAGACAAUUCCAUCUUUGCCUGGGAAUGCGAUACACUUGUUUGUAAAUAUCAAUUUCCACCACCACCAGCUGGGUCGGAUUUGAAGUACAAAGUUUUUGCUGUUACCAGAGAUGGUCGAAUCUUGGCUACUGGAGGUAAAUCGAACCAUAUUCACUUGUGGUGUUUGGAAACUCAGCAGUUAUUUAGAAUAAUCCAGUUGCCUACAAAAAUCCGAUCCAUUCGCUAUAUAGAAUUUAUUCCUGACAGUUUUGAUGCUGGUUCUAAUCAGAUUCUUGGAGUGUUGGGUCAAGAUGGAAUUAUGAGAUUUAUCAAUAUACAAAACUGCAAACUUCUUUUUGAUAUUGGGACCCUUGAUGAAGGAAUCAGCACAUCAGUAAUUAGUCCAAAUGGGCGAUAUAUUACAUCAGUCAUGGAAAAUGGGAGCCUAAAUGUAUAUUCUGUUCAGGUUUUAACCCAAGAAAUAAAUAAGCCACCUCCUCCUUUAGUGAAAGUAAUUGAAGAUUCAUCCAAGAAGACAGGACCAGGUCAGCUUAAAGUAAGAGUGAUAGGAGGAAAGGUACAGCGACCACGGAAAGCAAAGGAUUGCAAAACCACAACUAGAAUAUUAAGAAACAUGAUGGACACUAACCUUGAAAAUAAAGAGAAUGACCUUCCUGAAGGAUUAUGCAAAAAAAGCUUACAAACUUUAUUGAGAGGCUAUGGAGAAUAUCCAACAAAAUACAGGAUGUUCAUUUGGCGUUCUCUACUACAAUUGCCAGAAAAUUAUUCAGCAUUUAAUAGUCUACUAGAUAAGGGUACUCACUGUGCAUUUCUCAACAUUCAUGAAAAAUACCCCAUCAAGAGUAGGAAAUUACUGAGAAUUUUACAGAGGACCAUGUCUGCCUUAGCUCACUGGUCUGCUAUCUUUGGUGACACUCCAUAUCUUCCUCUGUUAGCAUUUCCAUUCGUAAAAUUAUUCCAGAACAACCAGCUCGUCUGUUUUGAAGUUAUUGCCACUCUCAUAAUUAAUUGGUGUCAGCAUUGGUUUGAAUAUUUUCCUAAUCCACCUAUCAACAUCCUCAGUAUAAUAGAAAAUCUUUUGGCCCAUCAUGACAAGGAAUUGCUGCAGCACUAUAUGAACUGUGGAAUUACAGCCCAGUUAUAUGCAUGGCCCCUCCUAGAAACGGUAUUCUCAGAGGUUCUUACAAGAGAAGAAUGGCUUAAAGUUUUUGACAAUGUCUUUUCUAACCAUCCUUCGUUCCUACUCAUGAUUGUUGUGGCCUACAACAUCUGCUGCAAGGCACCUUUACUUAACUGUAAUCAUAAAGAUGACUUUGAGUAUUUUUUCCAUCAUCGUAAUAACAUGGAUAUAACUGUUGUAAUUCAAGAAGCCUAUCGCCUCAUGCUUUGUACCCCAGCUGAUAUUCAUCCAGAGACCAUGCUUGAUGACUUUAUACCUCUGACAAAAAGCCAAUACCCAGUCUUUAAUAAGUAUCCCAAAUUCAUCGUGGACUAUCAAACUCAAGAACUAGAAAGGAUAAGGAAUGAUGAACUGGAAUACUUAAAGGAGAGGCAGGCAGUACAUGAAGUGGAAGCUGAAAUAAUGCGACAGAAAGAUGAAGACCAAGUUUGGUACCAAAAACAGAAGUUGUUGCGUGAGGCUGAGGACAAGAGGAGGGAUAUUCUUCUGGAAGAGGAGAAGAAGCUCGUAGAACAAAGAGAUAGACUAGUUGCCGUGAAAAGAGAUCUGAAAUUAAAAGAAAUACAGCUCCUUAAUGCUUCAAGAAAGCGUUUUCUGCAGAAUCAGCUGGAUCACCGUGAAAUGGAACUGAGAAGACUAGAUGAUGAGAUUGAAAGAAAGGUAUCUUUGAGAGGUGAAGAAGUUGAAACUAUAGCCAAAGAAGUAGGAUUACAAAAGUUAGAAAUUGAAACUCAAAGAAGAUUCUUGGAACAGCAACUUGCGAAAAAUGAGAAAAUUGCUUCACAAGAAAUAAAAGAAGGUCUCAAUAACUACAGAAGAAAGGUUGACCUGGAAGAACGCAGAUUUCAUAAAGCUGUUGAACGGGAUGAGUGUCACAGCCUGAAAACACACAAGUUGGUUGAAGAAACUUUGGCAAACGCUGAACAAGCAUGCAUUGAUACUGACUGGCAAAUCCAAGUUUUACUUAAAAGAAAAUUUGAUGAGGCAGAACGCAAAGAACAUUAUGAAGAGAUGGCCAGACUUCUUCGGAACAACAGAGCUAGAGAAUUGGAUACAUUAAGUGCAUUGAAGGGGUUGGAAAUAAAAAAGGGGAAAGAAGAUGAAUAUCCUUUGCAGACAUCACAUUCAAUUGCUGCUUCAUGUAAUCGCGAGAGAAGGGAAUGUAUUAAUAUUGAUACAGAUGAUCACCCUCCAUACCAGGAUGACCGCUUUGAGAGACUUCAGGAGAUAAAGGCCAAAAGUCCACUGAAACCUGUUUCUUCAACAAUCCUGUCUGAAGGCCAUCUCAAUUAUAUUCCUAGGAUUGAUCUCGAAACACACUUUUUUUUAGAUCGAAAACGAGAAGAGUUGGAAAAAAAAGAACAUGAACUAAUGUCAGAAAUAAGGAACCUUCGCCACAAGCAUGCCCAACAGGCUCGUCAGAGAUACCAUAUACCUUCUUCCCACCACUAUCGUGAUACAGAUCUACUAAUUACCUGAAAUAAACUGAUAUACCUGUUUAUUUUGCAAAGAACCUGAUUUUAGAUCAUUUUGAAUUAAAGAGAAAUAAUGUACGCUUCAUGUAAGCUUUGGCAGUUUACUUGUAAAUAGUUUGUUGUGCUUUUUGAAAUAAAAAUCAUCUUUUUUUUUUUUAUUUUAAAAACAUUAAA
Molecule: messenger RNA, 3499 nt
Organism: Antechinus flavipes (yellow-footed antechinus)
Lineage: Eukaryota; Metazoa; Chordata; Mammalia; Dasyuromorphia; Dasyuridae
Gene: TBC1D31
Product: TBC1 domain family member 31
Exons: 22
Coding region: 108-3329 (1073 amino acids)
Cellular component (GO): centrosome
Molecular function (GO): protein binding
Source: RefSeq, a predicted model, not a curated record